Molecule: messenger RNA, 1383 nt
Organism: Prunus persica (peach)
Lineage: Eukaryota; Viridiplantae; Streptophyta; Magnoliopsida; Rosales; Rosaceae
Product: forkhead box protein B2-like
Exons: 3
Coding region: 866-1186 (106 amino acids)
Source: RefSeq, a predicted model, not a curated record
AAUUAAAUUUUAGAAAACUUUCAGAUAGUAAAGUGAAAUUCACGCUACAUAAAUUCUUUAUUUAUUUUGACAUAACCUUUCAUUUUGGAGAAAUUUUGUGUCCAGAUUUCAAACGGCUCCAUGUUGGUCUUCACUACGAUGCAGAGGCAUUCUUUGUUUGUCUCUUAUAAGAGUGUAACCCUUUUCCAAAAUAAUUUACAUUAGCUACAUUGUUUUAUAUUAAAAUAUUAAGAUAUUUCUUAGCUUCUUCUUCUUCUUUGACUUUGAAAGCAUCAUCAACCAAUCAACUUCCCACAAAAUACCCAAUGCCACGUGUACUAUAUUGACGCGUCCCUCUGGUUUUGGUGGCUGCCAGCCCAGUACGAAAUAUUCAUAAGAGAAAGACUAGUCUAGCCAGAAAACCAAAAUAUUUGUAUAAGCUCUCCACCUAUCUUUUUUCAUUUCCCCAAACGAAAAAAAGGUUUAUUAAAGAGAAUGGAAAGGUUUACAUCACUGACAAAAAUAUCUAAAAUCCGCUCAGGCUAGGCCACACUUGUACCAAACAUGCUUCUCAAGUCAAAAAUCCACUAAGACCACACUUGGUUCUAAACAUGACGCUUGUUCCAAACAUGCUUCUCAAAAAUCCACAACAUGCUUCUCAAAAAUCCACUCAGGCCACACUUGGUUCUAAACAUGGUUACCUCCUACUUUUGACACAAAGGCCGCAACCUGGUGCGCUGCCUUAUUACACUGGCGGGGAGUAUCUUUGAAAACAUGCAACUGUCCAGCAAGCAUCUGGAUAUCAAAAACAAUCUAAUUAAGCUCUCCUCCUAUCUUCGUCUCCUACAGUAUCAAUCUUUAGCAUAUAUUAUAUAGAUUGCUCAUCAUGAGUCACGACCAGCACCAUCAUCAUCAGGCUCCAGAGGUAUAUCCACCACCACCACCUUCCGGUGCAGUUCACGAAUACAAUCAAGGUGGUCCAUAUGUUGUUGCACCACCAGUUGCUUACCCCAUGAAACAUGAUGGUCCUGAAAACCCCCAACAACCACCUCCCUACCCCGAGCAACAACAGCAACCUGCAGAGUCUCAUCAUCGUAGGGGUGAUGGAUUUUGCACAAGAUGUUGUUUUGCCAUGUUGAGCUGUUUUUGCGACUUGUGCUGUAUGCCGCUGGGUCCCGAAGCUUACCUUUCCUAUCACACACGGUAGUCAACUUCACAAUCUCCUCCUAGCAACUAGCCUUUUCUGCUGUAAAUUGGAUUUCCUGCUGUAAAUCGGAUCGUAUUCAUAUAUAUAUAUUAUUUCCUACCUUAAGUAGAUAUCUUGUAUUAGUAUAAAUAGGGACUUUGUGUAAUCUGUUUAAUACAAAGAAAUAUAUUUUGGGAGCUUCACUAAUAUACCCAAAA